UUUACCAUUUACCAUUCUUGAAAGUCUUUGAAAAUCAGAAUUUCCUCAGUGACUGUACUUGUGCUGUUUCUGUAAAAGCUGUCAGAUAAGUCAAAGUAAUGUUUAUGGCUGCUGUGAUAAGAUAUGUGUAAUCACCUGAUAAAACACAGCUAUCUCAUGUGAUAUCCUCUGGUUUAUCAGUGGUCUGUAAAUACGUUUUUGGUUGGUAGUUCUAGUUUAGUAUGGUAUUGUUCUCGGGUUAGUCAAUCAACUAUUCCUCAGUUGUUAUUGUUUGCUGGACAACAUACAAGAGUGAAUUGAGCCCUUGGCCUCCUCGUUCCCCUCCUCCCUGCUCACUCCCCCUCAGCUGGUUGGCUAUUUUUUGAAGGAUGAAGUAACAGUUUGUUGGUCAGUUGAUUAGAAAUGGGAACAUUUUAAGGUUCUGUUUGUCAUUUACUCAAAACCCAUUGGCUGUAAGUGUACACACAGUUUGGAGUUUCUUGAGGAGUGCAACAACACUGAAUUAUACAAGUAAAAAUUGGGAACUCUGUUGAAAUGUUUCACAUUACUGACAUUUUCAGAAGUACAUUUAUCUGCCCCAAAGACCUGCUAACCAAGUGUGGAUGGAAAAAUAAUGAUCAGCUACCAGAUGAUGCUCAUGUGCUUUUUUUUUUUUUUUUUAAAUUUCUCUUUCUUUGUCAGAGCGUCAAUGCAAUGCUGCUCCUCAGACGCUGCCACAGGCUGAAUCCAAUUGGCCUGCUCAGCAUUGACAGAAAUCAGGUGGCACCUGUAGUUGCAUCGUGUGCAGUUCGUCUCUGCAGCAGCAACAAUGACCAGAGAUUUCACCAACAUGGCUUCAGUGCCAGCUGGAGACACGUCCUGGCAGGACUGCUGGCUGGCACAGGGGUUGUACUAGCAUAUGGUCUACACCAUCACAAGGCUAUAGAGAAGAGCUCCCCGCUUCCUAUCAUCAGCCAGGAGGAAGUUACAAGGCAUCGCUCCCUGAAAGAUGGCGUUUGGGUCACCUACCAAGGCGGCGUCUAUGACAUUACCGAGUUUGUUUCCAUACACCCUGGUGGGGAGAAAAUCAUGAUGGCAGCAGGUGGUGCCAUUGAGCCCUUCUGGUCGCUUUAUGCGGUACACAAUCAGGAGCAUGUGCUGGAAAUGCUCUCUGCGUAUAAGAUUGGUGAGCUGAAAGCGGAAGACCUGAAGAAGCAAAAUACUUUUAAAUCAUCAGACCCCUACUCUUCUGACCCUGAGCGUCACCCUGUCCUGCACGCCAACAGCCUCAAGCCCUUCAACGCUGAACCUCCGCCUGAAAUCCUCUCUGACAGCUACAUCACGCCCACUGCUUUCUUCUUCAAAAGAAACCACCUCCCGGUUCCUCAGGUGGACCCCGAUUUAUAUCGCCUACAUGUGGAGGGGCUACCCAGAGGAGUGCUCACACUGUCUUUAGAAGACUUGAAGACUCGAUUCCCCAAACACACCAUCACAGCUACCCUGCAGUGUGCAGGAAACCGCCGUAGUGAGAUGAAUAAGGCCCGGCAGGUUAAGGGACUGAACUGGGGCGUUGGUGCCAUUGGUAAUGCGACAUGGAGCGGCGCCAAGCUCAGGGAUGUCCUGCUGGCUGCAGGUUUCGGGCCAGAUGUAGCCCAGUGGGCUCGCCACGUUCAGUUUGAAGGACUGGAUAAAGAAAUAACAGGGAGUGCGUACGGUGCUUCAAUCCCUAUAAAUAAGGCAGUUAGCGAGGAGGGUGAUGUGCUGCUGGCCUAUGAAAUGAACGGCAAGGAUAUUCCAGCCGACCAUGGCUUCCCCAUUCGUGUGGUUGUACCAGGUGUAGUGGGCACACGCAACGUGAAGUGGCUGGGUAAAAUAGUAGUCAGUGCACAGGAGAGCAGCAGCCACUGGCAGCAGAACGAUUACAAAGGUUUCUCCCCUGAAAUAGACUGGGACACAGUGGACUACAAAUCUGCUCCAGCCAUCCAAGAGCUGCCUGUUCAGUCUGCCAUUACCACACCUGCAGAAGGCUCCAUGAUCGAUCGCACCGAAGAAAUGCUGACUGUGAAGGGCUACGCUUGGAGCGGCGGGGGCAGAGAGGUGAUACGCGUCGAUGUUUCUGUGGACGGAGGGAAGACGUGGAAGGUGGCCAAGUUGAAGAGCAGCGACAAGGAAGGAGAUCAAACAUCUCCCCCACUAGGACGAGCUUGGGCAUGGAAGCUGUGGGAGAUAACGGUUCCUCUUCCUCCAGAGGCCCAAGAGCUGGAGCUCAUUUGCAAGGCAGUGGACAACAGUUACAACACGCAGCCGGACACAUUCGGUCCGAUCUGGAAUGUGAGGGGCUUGCUGAGUAACGCCUGGCACAGAGUGAAGGUGAAGAUCACCGAGGAUGACGAGGAAGAAUAGGCUCAGCGGUUGAAGUACAGAAAUCAAAAGACUUAGAGCUUAAACAGAGUCAUUUCAGAGUGGGCUAUUUUUGUCUUUUUUAAUUACAUUUGUAUCAUGGAAUCAGCAAAUGUAGGAUCAACCAGGAGUAGCACUACAUUUUGAAAUAUUUUUGACAAACAGCCUUAAAUAAUUAUUCAUUUUGUUGCCAGGGAGAUUUGCAGCGGUACGCACAUGGGAUGAAGCUCAAGGCUGUGAACAGCCAAAUUAAAAAAUGUCUGGUUAUCUCCAUUUAUUAGUCACUUUCUUUUAUUCUUAAGCAAAACUGUGGUUACGUUUGACUCUGAAGCUCUGUGGUUUAUAAUGAUGAAGCAUUUCUUUUUUAUAAUCCAUAUUUAUAACACUGAAGAUGAGGGCAUUUUUUUUUAAAAGGGUUAAAAGUUGCGAUUUACUUUUUAUAAAGAUUUCUAAUCUAGCUGAAGUGAAGCCAAGUGGUUCUUUAACCCUUUAAGACCUACCAUAGAACCAAAUCCGCCAGAGCUCAUAUUAUAUUUUUACAUGUUGUGGAGC
Neolamprologus brichardi is the source of this 2931-nucleotide messenger RNA. NCBI's taxonomy places the organism in Eukaryota, Metazoa, Chordata, Actinopteri, Cichliformes, Cichlidae. The record is from RefSeq and is a predicted model, not a curated record.